Messenger RNA from Dermacentor andersoni, 2899 nucleotides. Lineage: Eukaryota; Metazoa; Arthropoda; Arachnida; Ixodida; Ixodidae. The record is from RefSeq and is a predicted model, not a curated record.
AAAUCUGAAAGGAUGUUGUCGCUCUACUGAGAACCCUAAGACGGCGCCGGUUUCUCUGGUUCCUGAGGUGUUGCGACAGUGGCCGUAACUCGCGAGCACAGUGAUAUGAAGAGAUUAUGUACCAGGAGUCUAGACAGGAGGAUGUAGGACCACUAAAGGAGGAAGCUAAAGGAGGAGGUAAAGGAGGAAGCUCCUGAAAAAUGUGUUCCCGUAGCACGCGGCACAAUUUACGGUGAUAUGCUACGAAGCGACGAUGAUACAUGCGCCUACAAAGAAAAAACUGAGGGAAAUUCUGAAUCUGAAGGCGGCGAAUACAAAUUACUCACUGUCCACCAACUUUCGGACAAAACGUACCUUUGCAGGAUUUGUGCUAAAGCUUUCGGGAAGCGAAGCAGACUGAUGGCCCAUCUUCGAAGUCACAAAGAAAGCGAGCUACACAUGUGUAAUCUUUGCCCAGAAAGCUUUCCUUCAAUGCUGGACGUUCUAGAGCACAUGUCAGGCCACAGUACGAAAACGUGGUUUCACUGCCCGCUAUGCAUAUGUUCCUUUUCAAGUGCGGUUUGGCUUCAACGCCAUAACGUUAACAUACAUGACGCUGAUGUAUCGCCUUCGGUAUCGGGUGCAAAGCAUCAGCACCAGCAUGCCUUAAAUGAAGUGGCAUGCUUGAAAUAUGCCACGGCUGAAUUCCCUAAUGUUCAACCUCUUUCACUCGAGGCUGUAAUCGUCGACCUUCCAGAUGAUAAGCGCCCACAAGAGCCCCAAGGCUGCGACGAGGCUGUUGUAGUCUCUGAGCCAUCUACUCGCUGCGCUAAUGGCCCAGCCACCCAAAGCAUCGACGCUUGUUCUUGCAGUGGCAAAAGCAGCGGAAGUGGCACACUGCAGAACUGUCGCGAAAUAGCCUUGGAGAAAAAUUGCCUCAGCGAUACCCUUCCCUACCACACCAGUGAAGAUGAUGCGCGACAUCUAGCUUCCAUUUUGGCUGACGACAUUCAAGAGACGAGUCUAGAGACAGCCAUUUUUUUCAAUGCUGGGCUCAGCGAGGGUGCACAUAGAGGAAAAAAGACCAGCAACCCCAACUGUGUUCGGGGUGGCGCAGUACCAUUGGAAGCGUGUGACUCCGAUCACCACCAGGGAGUAUUCGGCGGUGUGGCAGCGAGCGAACGCCAUUCCAGCUUCCGGAAAACACCCGACGACCAGAUUAUCCAUCGUCCCGCUGGAAUACGCGGCGGCGAUGUACAGUCCCAGAACGACGUGCGCCCCUACGCUUCAAACACUGCGUCCAACCUGUGCGAACGUGUAGGCGGGACGCACGUAAAAGAGGAGCCCCCAACAUCGCCCAAUGCACGCCUUCAGCCAGUGUCGUCCCGGAAAAGAAAGCAGCCCCAAAAGUUGUUUUUAUGUCCUCACUGCGGGGAGGAGUUCAAGCACAAGUCCACAUUCGGCAGUCACGUGGCAACGCACAGUGCCGUCAAGCCCUUUCCCUGCACCCUCUGCUCACGAACGUUUCCGCACCAGAACUCGCUGAAUGGACACUGCUGGAUUCAUGCCACUGAAAGCCUGGUACACUCGAAAAGUAAUUGGCUGAAAACACACGACGCAGCCGAAGCAAUGAAUCCGAGCACAUUUAUCCGAAAUAGCCAGCGUGAUAACCUCCGCAAGUGCACUGAUGCCGAGGCGGGUGCAACCUGUCUUGUACCGGCGGAGUGCACAGCAGGUGAAAAUCAUUCCCAGCGCCUUUUGUCUCAAGGCGAAGGGCUGACAUUGUCAGCCACAGCCAGUCCAAUCGCUGCUGCAAAGGGUGGAAGAGCUGCGAAGGAGCAAGAUUCGUUUUUCGGCCACCUUCCGACAAAAUCGAAGAAAGAAGAGCGGGCAAAUACGCCACCACAGGUCAAAGAAGAAGUGGAAGCUGUCCCGGAGGAGCAACCUCGACGUCGCUUCAAGUGCCACCUAUGUCCACGUGACUUCGCCCAGAGGGGCAGCCUGCGCGACCACCUGAAAAGCCAUGGCGGUGGCAAGUCGUACGAGUGCCAUCUGUGCCCGCAAACUUUCUUUUACCUGUCCAACCUUCGCCGUCACGUGAGGCGCCAUUCGGGUGAGAAAGGGUUCGAGUGUGGACACUGUGGACGCCAGUUUACAAGAAGGGGGAGCCUCCGCUACCACAUGGCACGCACGCACAGCUCAUUGCUGUCCGCGGUCACUCGUAGAGAGCAGAGAAGAGCUGCGCUCAAGGCUGCGAUAUCGUCUCCCUGACUUGAGUGCCAAAAUACAGCCAGAAGCCACCCGUGAGCUCCGAGCGAUGUCCAGAACGAGCACAAUUCGCCGCUAGACACAUUCUCUGCCAUCGAGUAUGCUAGAUAGCAUUGGGGCCUCCGUUAUCCGACUCCGUCCCGACUGGUUACGUUAUCACACUGUGUACCGCUAAGCCUUCUGUGCUUGCUCUGUGCGAAUUAAUUGCAAUUUAUUUUUGCCUACAGACAGUGUUCAGUUGUAGCCCUCAGGUGGGUGCUCUCAGAUGUCACAGCAAAGAGAUAAUGUUGUAUGUGCGCCCGAUAGAGUAGAGAAGAUUGGAACUGAAACCGUGUUUUUCGUGGCGGUUGUUACUGCUCUCUGCUUGUUACAAGAGAAAUGUUGCGGCGGUUACCUACGCAGUCGAGUGCGACCCUGGCAAGUGCCAUUCUCUCUUGUCCAACGUACCAGCAUGGAGUAAAGAAGGAUGUCGUUGUUCGUUGGCUGUCACUGCCUUUUGGUUUUUGCCCAUGUGGCAUGCCUUGUCGAGGGCCUUAAUCACGGCCUUGAAUGUGCCAAAAAGUGUUCUUUGGCACUAAUUUGUACUCCUAGCUGUCAAGUGCUAAUGCAUGAUUCCAUUUACUCAUUGCAGUGUUACUUUAGAGGUGUAAUA